AUGCCACAGUUGCACCUGAACCAUGCCAAAGGGGCGUCGAUGACGGUGGAGCAGCCGAUUCCACAGUUGUAUGGGACCAUCAACUUCGGCCAUGCGAUGCCACCAGGACAUAGAACUGCCUGUGCUUCCAGUCCAGCACGGAUUUCACAAAGGCACAACAGUGUCAGUUCCAUCAGUUCUACGCAGCCUGGCCGCCGCCCUCGUUCCUCCGACGACGCGAAACGCGACGCCGCCAAGAAUUCCGCAAACCGCUCUAAGAAGUUUGGCGCUUUGCAAGCUCAUCAAGUGCGACCCACCCCCCCUCCUUCGACUCCUCGUCGUCAAGCUUGCGUCGCUCGACCUCCAACCCCCGUCACCCCCGUUCCCACUCAACGGCUAGGCGAGCCUUCGCGUGGAUCCGGUGCUGCACAGCCCUCUACCCCCGCCGGUCCGUCCACGCCCACCAACCCGAAUGUCGUCCCGCUUCGAGGUCUGAUCACGCCUUCCUCUACCAAUGCUCUAGCUGCCGGAGAGGCUGAUUCUCCCGAGGGGACUCGAAGGACUCCCGUCAUUCUUCGCACCUACCGCUACAACCGCACCAUUCGUAGGGAGAAGACCAGUGUCUGUAGUGUUCCCUCCGUUUUGUCCGACAAUUCGUCGCUACCCAGCGUCUUGGGGGCACUACUGGGCUCCAGAGUAUCCGACAAGGACGUACGCGAUAAAUUGAUUCAAGUUUUCAUCGCCAAUGGUAUCUGCCAGAUGUGCCAAUGUAUUUCUUGGAACUUGUCCAGCCUGCAAUGCGGUCACUCAUUCUGUACUACCUGCCUCUCGACGGCUUUCAAGGCGGAAUUGCAAUCCAAUCUCGAGCCAUUGAGAUAUGGCUAUCACUAUGGACAUUCGAUCACCCAUUGCAGCCGUGCCCCAACCAACGCUAUCCAAUUUUCUCGAACCCUUUCAGCAAUUGAGCGCCACGGCAUCCGACCUGAAGAGGUGUUCUCGUAUCGCUGCUGGAUUUGCCGCCACGCCGUCAAGACAGUCCCCGUUCCCAAUUAUACCAUUCGGGGAAUUCUCAGCGAGCUCUACCAAGUCAUCCGGCGGGACCUUGACGACCUGGGCUACAGUCGCAUUGCCGAGGACUGUGGUCAGCGGGCUUUCGAUUUCCUUUUUGUGAAUGGUGUCUGA
This is a messenger RNA of Coprinopsis cinerea okayama7#130, 1161 nucleotides long. RefSeq lists its product as hypothetical. The transcript is spliced from 4 exons. The coding region runs from base 1 to 1161 and encodes 386 amino acids. The record is from RefSeq and is a predicted model, not a curated record. NCBI's taxonomy places the organism in Eukaryota, Fungi, Basidiomycota, Agaricomycetes, Agaricales, Psathyrellaceae.